Molecule: messenger RNA, 2649 nt
Organism: Knipowitschia caucasica
Lineage: Eukaryota; Metazoa; Chordata; Actinopteri; Gobiiformes; Gobiidae
Source: the annotation of a GenBank genome assembly
AUGAACCAGUUGAGUGAAAGCAAACCGGCGGCUCAUAGUCCGGAGGUUGCGCGAAAGUUGGUAGAAGAGGUCAUCAAAGUUUCUGCUAGUUUAGUGGCAGGAAAUGGUUCCCCGUCACACAAUCCAGGAUCCAGUGCACAGAACUGUAAAAUGAAUAUCCCUUUAACAGAGCAGCUUACCCCGACUAACUUAAACCAGCCUGAAAACUCACAAGAAGCAAAUGAUGAUACUACCAUCGACUGCCACCAAAAAUACCAGCAUCCAAGCACCAUCCACUCUUCUCCUGCCAUCCCUUCCCGUGUGGUGCGUCCCGUUAACCCUCCCGCUGAAACUAGCUCACCUCUAAGGGACCCAAGACUGAGCCAGGGGGAACUCCGCGCCCCUGACACGCCGACGUUGCACCGCUACCAACCUCCGCAGUACAUGGGCGACGUUUGGGCUCCUCGUUUGGACUUGAGGGGCGAUUUCGAAAAGGGAGAUUGCACUGAAAUAGCACGCAGAUUGUAUAUUCACGAGAAUGUAGAGGAGGCGCCUGUUAGUUGGACGUCCAGGCAGCAGUGGGGCAGCGAUGAGGUGACGAGUCCAAGACCGAGCCCCGAAUCCGGGUUCGUGUCGAAUAGCGAUACCUCAACGACUCCACCACCUCAAACGGACAAGAAAAUAAAACUGCUAAGUCCUAAAACAAGACAAAAACGAGCCGAGCAAAGACGAAGGGAGAUUUUGCUUCUGGGACCUGUGGUUUUGGAUUCGGCCGAUGAAGAUGAAGGGUGUGAUGAGGGAGUGGCAGAGCAGGGUCCGAGUGCAGACAAAGAAAGUCCAGGGGAAAAUGGAGGAGUUGGAGGGUCUUCUUCAGGCAGCUCCAGCGGGGUGACGGGCAGCUUUGGAGACCCGAACUGUGUGUCCCCAGAGUCCAGCCAAUCCAGUCGCCAAAGCAACGAGACGGGACCAGCGACCUCAGGAAUACAGACGGACAGCGGCAGUGCAUUCCCUGUGCCCUCGCUCCACUGUCAGAAGAUCGCUCGGGCAAAGUGGGAGUUUCUGUUCGGGACCCCUGCUGAGGAGGCUGCUGGCAGGAGGGGGAAGAAUGGCGUUGAAACCUCUACAGCCCCCCCUAGUGGAAUAUCUAGUGAAUCACCGACCCCCAUCCCUCCUUCUUCUCUGCCUCUGCUCUCGGCCAAUCACGAGGUGCAGCACGUGGAGGUAGAGCUGGUGACUCCUCCCCCCGCUGCUGCCGGGACGUCCCCCAAAACCGGCAUCAUCCGCAGGACUCUGAAGUACUCUGAGACAGACCUGGAUGCCGUUCCCCUGAGAUGCUACAGGGAGACGGACAUCGACGAGGUGCUGAUGGGCGAACAGGACGAUGCUGACUCUGCGUUUGGGAGUAACCGCAGUGUGCAGGGCAACUCAGGUAUUGACAGCAGUCCUCUCAGGGGCGACAAUCCCUACAGGACGAAUGGAGAUGACUCGGUACAAGUGGAGGAAGAGGAGCAGGAUGAAGAUGAGAGCGAGGAGGAGGAAGAAGAGGAGGAAGAAGAGGAGGAGGAGAUGGUGAGCUGGGCCAGUGUCCGGAUGCAAGGGGAUGAGCGGAGGAGACUGCACGGCUCCCGGGACGAUCCUGAGGUGUUCGAACCCAACAGGCCAGAGGAAACUUUUUUUGACAACCACCACCCAGCCCUGAAAUCCCCCAUCCUGGUGUCCGGUCCGAAGCUCGCAGCAGAGGACACGUUCAGUCGCCACUUUGAGAGCAUCAUGGAGUCGCACCGGGCCAAGGGGACGUCCUACAACAGCCUGGACAGCGAGGAGAUCCUGACCUCCACCACGCAGACGGUUUUGAGUUUCGACCUGCCCACGCUGACCCCGGCCAUCCACGGGCCGGUGUGCCACAGCGCCAGGCAGAUUGUGCAGCUCAGUUUCGCUCCGUUGGCCCACGACGAGAGGCCCAGCGUGUCCGACUCCAUCUUCACCAUGGGAGGGGGCGGGGAUUCGGAUGCGACCAGGGCCCCGUCCAGCGAGAGGCUGAGCAGCGGGUCCGAGAGCACGCCGCCACGAAGGCGAGAGGCGGAGCACAGAGGAGGCACCUGGUACAGCAGCUCGUCCUUCCCCAUCAUCAAGGAGAAGGCCCGUUUGGCCACAGACUCAGAGCUGGACCAGGACCUGAGCGAGCGCCUGGGUCUGAGCACCAGCGACACUCUGACCAACGGCAGCCACCGCGCAGACUUGGCGGCCGCGCAGAGACUCGCCAAACGCCUCUUCAAUCUGGACGGCUUCCGGAAAUCUGACGUGGCCCGGCAUCUCAGCAAGAAUAAUGACUUCAGUCGGAUGGUCGCAGAGGAGUAUCUGUGUUUCUUCAACUUCUCCGGCCUCGCGCUCGACCAGGCUUUACGGGUGUUCCUGAAGCAGUUCGCUCUGGUGGGGGAGACUCAGGAGAGGGAGAGGGUCUUGUCCCAUUUCUCCAGACGGUACUUUGACUGCAAUCCCAAAGUGGUUCCUUCCGAGGAUGCAGUCCACACGCUCACCUGUGCCCUAAUGCUGCUUAACACUGAUCUGCACGGUCAAAACAUUGGCAAGAGGAUGUCAUGCACGCAGUUCAUUUCCAACCUGGAGGGGCUGAACGACGGCCAAGACUUUCCCAGGGAUCAACUCAAAUGA